AAGGAAUUUUUCGUAGAGCCUGGUGAGUGUUGCCAAUCGUGGAGUGUGUCCAUAUCCUGGCUCCAGCAAAUUUCAAGUGAUUAAAAACAGGCUCCUCAAAGAACUCUACUGUCUAUAGAGUUUCCCAAAAGUCUGGAAAAUAUAUCUAAAGAACACUGAAAGCCCAAAAGGAAAAUGCUUAAAAUAUGUACAUGGCCAUUGACGGAAUGAAAAGUGUGCUGGAAUCUAUAAAUACACCUGAGAGAGGUAACUAGACCAAGUCACGUUAGUUGGCUCCAAGUGCAUGUCGGGUCCUCAUUUCGCCCUGCCUUGGUCUGGUCUAGUUCUGGUAGUUUUCUCCACGGCGUAGCAGGAGGCGGUGCUCAAGGAGCUGUAGUAGGAGCACGCCCGCCACUGCGCAUGUCCCCAAGAAGCCCAGUCUCGCUCCGCCACACGCACCUCCCUCCCAAAUCGAGGUUAAGGGAGAAGUAAAAAGAAGAAAAAAAAGGAGGAGCAGCAGCAACAGCAGGUGACACCUGCAGCAGCAGCCAAGACAUCUUCCAGGAGAAGUCACAAGCAGGAGAGACCAUGGCGGCCGUGGUCCAUGGCUGCAGCAGUCCGCGACAGCGCUCCUGUAAUGGUAGCAGCUCUCCGGGUGGCCACCAUGGGUCCACGCCCUCCUCCGCCUAUCCCACGAUGCCCAAGUAUUCGCGUACCGCCAGCCAGACGCUAUAUGCCACCAGCCAGCAGAUCUUUGGAGGCGGAGCCAGUGGCCUGGCGGAUGCUGGCUAUGGUUACAUGUCCUCGACGGGUCAGAGGCCACUCUCUGCCUCUGCCUUGCCCGAGUCUGGGAGCAGGAACUAUUGGGGUCACCACAACGCCUUCUAUCACACGGGCGGACGGCAUUAUAGUAAACGCAAGUCCGCUGUGGAACUACUGGCCGAAUCCAAGCCCUUUUACAUCAAAUCCGAGGCGGUUUUUGAGCGACUGCAACAGGCGAGCUACAGGAAUGGGUCAGGCAACAAUGGAGCCACCGGCAAGAGAGGCCGGCGACCAGAGGAGCCUCAUGGCCAUCAUUAUGGCGUUCAGCCAUAUGACGAUCUAGAGGAUAGACGCUACAUGAGCCUCAAUCUCAGCCGGCAGCAGCAGCAUCAGCAUCAGCAGCAGCAAGCUGUGCAGCAGGCGCAGCAACAUCAGCAACAGCAGCAGCAGCAGCAGCAGUACCUGCAUAACCAUCAUUCCCAUCCCCAUCAGCAUCAGCAUCAUGCGCAUCGUCAUGGCCAGGGUCAGGGCCAAGGCCAGGGUCAAGGACGAACGGCGGGUGUUGCCGGAGGAGCAGCCGUUAAUAACAAUCUCCUGCAGCAUAAGCUGCGCAUGCUGCUCGGCUCGGAGGCGGGCAAAGAGCGGACACCUGGCGGCACCUUGCGACGUCACGAGAUGAGCGAUGGCAGUGCCGAGCUGCUGCCCACGGAUUACGGUGAAGAGGACUCCGGUCAGGCGGGUGCUCUAAGGAUACCACCGCCGCUGUACCUACCAGCCCAUGGAUUCGGACGGGAUGGAGAGGAGCCGCUGGUGCUCACCGAAAACUAUCGACCAAUUAGCCCGCCUGCGGAAUAUGCAGCCAAGUCGGGACAAGCGCACAACGAUCGCUAUAGGUACAACUACCAACGCUCAUAUUCGCACUCGCACGAGGUGGCCAAUUCUGGAGAGGAGCGUGCUCCCUAUCCCUCUGGUGACUUCAAUAUCAAUAGCCACAAAUCGCUGCCGGAUCUGCACACCCAGAUUAGUCGCCAUUCGCCGCACAGCGAGAUCUUGAGCUGCUGCAGCCGUGGUAAUCGAUCGAUCAAAUCCGCGGGGGAGUCCUCCAUCAACAGGGAUUCCGGUGGCAGCUCUGGACACUACACACACCGGAGUGAGCCUUGCUACAAGAGGGAGCGGCAGCGAGAUGUGCCUGGCAGCGGCGGUGCUGCAGCGAGCGGAACAAUCAAGAACUGUUGCACCCUGGUGGCGGCCACCCGAAGGGAUAGCGGCUCCUCCACGCAGCACAGCGCGAACUCUUACUGUGGUUAUGUCACACCGGCUGGUGAUUACUCUGGCCUGAGUGGACGGAACACGGAGUGCCUGGAUUGUCGCUGCAAACAGGACACGGGCGGCGGCAUGGGUUCGGAUUAUUUGCUCAACUUUACACCUACGCCGGAGGUGCCGGAAGCGUUUCAGGAUGAUUAUACACCAACGCCGCCUUCGCCGCGGCUCAAGACCCAGACGCCUCGCUACUCGAGCUCCUCCAGCCAGCAGAUGCACACCAGUUCGCAGGGUUAUACGAGCAUCAAUCACUCGCAGAGCUCGCUGGUCCAGAGUCCUGGCUCGGCGCCAUCUGUGGAUGACAUUAGUCCGCCGCCCAUACAGUUCAAGAGGCAGCGGUGCAUUCGCUUUAAGAACAGGAAUCGACUGCCAGUGCAAGGAGAGAUGGGAGUACCUCCAGUAACUGGAGUUGGAGUGGGAGCAGCCAGCGUUUUGGCUGCCUACAAACAGCAUCGAGGCAGCGUGGAUCACGAGAACGUGUUCUUCCCGAAAGGCUUCUCCGCUGAGGGUUAUCACAACAGCCUGGAUAUGGAGCGAGAGGCGCUGAAUGCCAGCAUUUCGGAGCUGGAGAAAUUCUUCGAUCGGCUGGGUCUCAAUGAUGAGGCCUUCCAUGAGAUAUACAGCCAGCCGAGACGGCAUCAUUCGGAGACGGACGAUGCCUCGGAUGACUCCAGUACCGUGUUCUUUUCGGAUGUGAGCACCGUGGACUCGAUGCGAUUGCCGGACAGCACGGAGACACAACCGCAGGCCACGCAGGCCUAUCGGCCCUCGGAGCCGCCAUCGAUAGUGGAAAGGAAUGCCAGGAUUAUCAAGUGGCUGUGCAACUGCAAGAAGAUGCAGUGCACCUGAGGAUCACCGGGACAGUGCAGCUGCGGUUUUGGGCGCUGAGCUGUCCAUCUGUCUCUCCACUGAUCAAUCUUUCAAAUCUUUGCAAAGCACCCUGCGGUUUAAAGCAUAAAUAUACCCCAAAAAGGCAGGGGCUGAAGUAUCCUCCUCAAGGACGAAAUGUAAUCUUUGGUCAAGUCUUUUUUCACAGAUCUUGACAGAUUUAAUAUCCCCAAUGAGCUUUUCUUAAUUCAUAAAACUUGAAGACAUAUUUUUUAAGGUUAAUUGGUGGUUGACAUAUCCUAAUGCAGCUACCAAGAGGAUCCUUUUAAUUAUGUAAAGUUAAAUAAUAUAAAAAGCGGACAUUUAAAAUAGGUAUAAAACCAUACAUAGAACCCAUAGUUGAUCACAUAUCUCAUUUCUAUAUCAAAUCGAGUGAAUUUAAAGCUAAAACAAGAAAGGAAACUAAGUUCGGGAAGCUGAAGUUAUACACCCUUGGAGUUUUCAAUUAAUUUAUAUUUAUUAUUAAUAUUAUUCAAGUUUUUUACAACGAUAUUUAUCGAAAUUUUUUUACUAAUCAAAUUUUAAAAAUAACAUA
Drosophila serrata is the source of this 3484-nucleotide messenger RNA. RefSeq lists its product as uncharacterized. NCBI's taxonomy places the organism in Eukaryota, Metazoa, Arthropoda, Insecta, Diptera, Drosophilidae. The record is from RefSeq and is a predicted model, not a curated record.